UGGGAGAUCAUCUUGGCGUCCAUGGCAGUCCUCUUUCAAGCACAAGAGCAACUGGUCACGGAAAUGCUCCUCGAAGAGGCGAUGGUCCGUCAGGAGAGCCACAAGACAACAUCUCACUUCUACCCGAUGAAGUGGCAGACGCAUGUGGUGCGGCCUACCUAGAUGUACCCAGCGUCGUCCGUUGGGGCCAGACAGCACGAAGCUGUCAGGGACUAGCGCAUAAGCUGACAGAAGCUGUCUUUGCUUAGGAUGUCUUCGGAUUCUACACUUGUCUGAUGCUGUGUUUGCUUAGGAUGUCUUCGGAUUCUACACUUGUCUGAUGGAUUAGCCAUUUCUCAAGUGGGAUCAUUUUUCUUACGAUGUCUUAGGUUGGUCAAGAACUGAAGGCUGCUUGACCAAGGGAGAACUGAGGAAGGCUAACAUAGGAUCCCGAAAAGAAGAAAGAAAAAUCAGUACCAGUCGGUCUACUCUCUGAUUCGGGAUAAUUAUAGUCGUAGUUCUGGUGUCAUGAUCAUUUUCUCUGUUUGAUGAGUAGGUUGAUGACUUUCAAGAAUCCUCUAAUCCAACCAACUAGAGGCACGAGCAGGAAGAGACGACGACUUGAACGCCUUGAUGGAGCUAAGGCACUAUGCGCGUAGUGGGUCCCUCUCUGCCAUCAAAGGGUAUGCAAGUGCGCUGGAAGGGGCAGGCGGACAUCAAAAUCUCCUGGUCUGGACAACAGCACAGAGUAGAAAGCCUUCAAUUAUGACUCCUAGUAGUUGCUCCACUGGCGCUGCUCGUGGUACACCUUCACGAGGAUCCAAUGUGGGUUUUGCCCUUAACUUUGAUGAGCAGGUGGAGGAAGC
Amoebophrya sp. A25 is the source of this 845-nucleotide messenger RNA. The record is from the annotation of a GenBank genome assembly. Lineage: Eukaryota; Dinophyceae; Syndiniales; Amoebophryaceae.